GGCGAGUUCAGAUUCAGCCCAGACACGUGAUGACACAAMMAUACCAYUGCGAACACAWAAUAAUCGAACCAAACAUCCACCAUGAAGUUUUCGCUCGCAUCCAUCGCCGCUAUCGCAUCGUGCGCCUCGGUCGUCUCUGCCUUCACCGUACAGGGUCCUAGCCGUUCCUCCGUUGUCCUGCAGGCUUCCCGCAAGGCGCAGAAAAUUGCYAGCCGCACYGCUUGGGCCGAGAGYCGCGGUUUCGAUGGUUCCGUUGCRACCGCGACCGCCCCUGCCGAAGCUGGCUUGAUGAAGAACGACGAAGGUCUCGAGUUCGUUCGUCUUGUCUCCGCCUCGGGUGCCUCUUCCGAAAUCUACUUGUACGGUGGUGUCGUCACAUCCUUCAAGGAUGCUGAGGGAACCGAAUUCAUUGCCGUCCGACCGGACGCCAAGAUGGACGGAUCCAAGCCCAUCUCUGGAGGUCUUUCCCACUGCUGGCCGCAGGUAAGGAUAGUUGCCGGUUGUUUUGUAAGCGCGGUUCGUCGGAAAUCUCUGCUUGAUUCUUUGCUGUUCUCACACAUCUAUUAAAUUCAUGUCACUGCUGCAGUUCGGACCCGGUGAGAUCCAACAACAUGGAUUCGCCCGCAAUGUGAACUGGUCGGUAGUCUCCCAGACCGACACUACCGUCGAGCUCGAAAUGUUGCCUUCGGACUACACCAAGGAAAUGUGGGACAAGGAAUUCGCUUGCCGAUUCACCGUUGAAUUGGGCGACGACGAGCUCAAGACCAACAUGUCUGUAAAGAACACCGGAUCCGACGACGCUUUCGAYUUCCAGGCCGCCCUUCACUCCUACUUCACCGUCUCUGCUUUGGAGAACCUCGAAAUCACUGGAUCCUUCGAGGGCAAGGAAUUCUUGAACAAGCUUGCCGGUGACGGUGGCGAGAUGCAGACCGAAGAACGCAGCUCCAUCACCAUUACGGAAGAAUACGACCGUGUCUACAAGGGUGUGAACGAUCCAGUCCUCAAGGACACCGGAAGCGGCAAGGCYCUGAACGUCGUUAACGAAGCCGGAUGGGAAGACACCGUCUUGUGGAAUCCCUACGGAGACGAGGGCAUGGGAUUCAACAACUUUGUUUGCGUGGAAUCCGUYAAGUUCGACCCCGUCACUCUGGACGCUGGCGCAUCGUGGGACGGUGUUCUUGUCUUGAAGCCAGAGAGCCUCUAAACUAGAAAUCACUUCAAAGCGAAAAAGUGAAAUAAAAAAUAGAAUUGGAA
Molecule: messenger RNA, 1254 nt
Organism: Pseudo-nitzschia multistriata
Lineage: Eukaryota; Bacillariophyta; Bacillariophyceae; Bacillariales; Bacillariaceae
Source: the annotation of a GenBank genome assembly